Messenger RNA from Solea senegalensis (Senegalese sole), 3737 nucleotides. RefSeq names its product CBP80/20-dependent translation initiation factor (gene ctif). The record is from RefSeq and is a predicted model, not a curated record. Gene Ontology annotation, molecular function: translation activator activity; RNA binding; protein binding. Gene Ontology annotation, biological process: regulation of translational initiation. NCBI's taxonomy places the organism in Eukaryota, Metazoa, Chordata, Actinopteri, Pleuronectiformes, Soleidae. The transcript is spliced from 14 exons. Gene Ontology annotation, cellular component: cytosol. The coding region runs from base 231 to 2333 and encodes 700 amino acids.
UACGUCACAUUCCUGCAUUCCCUCUUUCCUCAGUGUGGGACGUCGGAGUUUCCAGCCGCACAGACCGAAUCCUCUUUCCCCACCUCUGUUUUUGAGAAACACACCCAUGACACGGCGGCUUUGACAGCAGGAGGUGAUCCCGGGUUCACCUGAAGUCGGAAUCUUGAGUCGGGUCCCUUUCCUCUGGUCCUUCCCCUCCUGCUCUUUUAUCAAUCGCAGUGCCGGUUGCCAUGGAGAACUCAUCAGUGGCGUCUGCAUCGUCUGAGGCAGGGAGCACGCGCUCUCAGGAAAUAGAAGAGCUGGAGCGCUUCAUUGACAGCUAUGUGCUGGAGUACCAAGUGCAGGGGCUGCUGGGGGACAAGGCUGAUGGAGACUUGGACAAUGGUGGCAAGGUGCCAGAGUGGACAGACAACUGCAAUGACAAGAAAGAUGGCAGCUGGACAUCUUCGUGGGGAAGAGGUUCGUCCAAGCCAGACGAGUGGGAACACAGCAGUAAUGGCAGCACAGGCUCCAGGCCCAGUUCAGGGUCCAGACCUGGUUCUGGCUCUCGAUCUGGCAGCAGAGGGAGGAACAAUCAGUUCAAAGCCCCCACCAAGAAUGGGAAUAAAGAUGGCCCCUUUGACAUCCUGGGCACAGACAUAUGGGCAGCCAACACAAGGGACUCGCUUGGAGGUGCAGGUUGGGACGUGCAGCCAGAGAAACUGGACUUUAGCCAUUUCCACAGGAAACACUUAAGAGGAACACCAAAGCACCUGCCGCAUAUUGACAGAGAGGGGAUGAACAAAAACACAUUUGAAGAAGAUGAUGGAAUAGACAUGAAUGACAUAGAAAGGUUCUUACCACAUCUGCGCUCUGUUUUCCCACCACUUCCUAAUGAGGCGGAGAUCGCACACACCAAAAAGCUCUUCCGACGCAGGAGGAAUGACCGACGAGCGGUUGAUCAGUUCACCCGAGACCAGUUAACCAUACUUCUGCCCAGUGGCCCCGGGGGGAAGCGGCAAGUCUCAGCCAGGAGACAGCAGCGGCCUCAGGGAGGAGGAGGUGGAGGAGGAGGAGGAGGGAAGAACCAGCCUCAGCAGAUUCAGCAACAGUCACUACAGCAUCAAAGGGAUCAAAUCCAGCAGCAGCAGCAGCAGCAGCAGAACAUAACAGAAGUGGGAGAUCACAGAAACAAUAGUGCUGACCGACCGCCUCGCCAGUACCAAGGAGGACAUGGGCAGCGCCAAGGAGGAGCCCCACACUAUGGAUACAGCCAGAAUCGGCGUUGGCACCACAAUCAGAAAGGUCAGGGUAUCGGACAGACAAACACUACAGGUGAUAAAGGUGCACCCCCGAGAACAACCAAAGACAAAGAGACUGAGAAUGUAAAAACGGGUGAUGAGCACAUCAGACCGCCUCAAGACUGCAGCUCUAAGAGUCCAGAUGAAUCACCCAAAUCUGAGUCAACACCCGUCACAAAUACUUUCACAGAUCUGCCCGUAAAUAAGGAAUCUCCCAACCCAGCAGUAGGCGGAAAGGCAAGCGAGGGCCAAAUGAAGCAGCCCCAAGUCAGCUUGCUGCAAUCGUCAAAGGAGAGGCUGAGGCGGAGACUAAAGGACAAGGAAGAGGCACGUGUCGAGGCGUCGGGCCCUGGGUCACAGAACAUGGACCGACUGGUUGACCUUCUCAACAGCAUGAGGAGCAACAGCAGCGGCGUGGAGCAGCAGCUCACCUCUUUCAUGGAGGAAGCACAGUGCUCGGCACGGUCUGAGGAGUGUCUGACUCAGGUGGUGGGCACAAUCUAUUCCAAGGCUGUGUCGGACAGAAGCUUCGCUGCCACAGCAGCAAAGCUCUGUGACAAGAUGGCGCUGUUCAUGGUGGAGGGGACCAAGUUCAGAUCGCUGCUACUCAACAUGCUGCAGAGAGAUUUCUCCCAUCGUGAGGAGCUCCAGCAGUCAGACGUGGAGAGGUGGUUAGGUUUCAUCACCUUUUUGUGUGAGGUGUUUGGCAUCAUGAGGAGCAGCUCCGGAGAGCCGUUCAGGGUGCUUGUGUGUCCCAUCUACACUUGCCUACGAGAGCUGUUGGAGUCCACAGACAUAAAAGAAGAUGCAGUCCUCUGUUGCUCCAUGGAGUUGCAGAGCACUGGGCGUCUCUUGGAAGAGCAGCUCCCGGAGAUGAUGACAGAGCUGCUCGCGGCCGUCAGGGACAAGAUGCUUAGUCCGGCUGAAUCCCAGCUGACCCGCUCUCUCCUCAUGGAGGUCAUAGAGCUACAUGCACAUCACUGGAGCCCCCUGGAGGCUCUCACCACCCAGUACUACAACCGUACCAUCCAAAAGCUUACCACCACUGCCUAGGUGCCAGCUAUCCCGGGAGGAGAAGAGACAUUUUCUAGUUGUGCAACAAUCUAUUCCUCUUGUUUUACCACAAAACAGCCUCCGUCUGGCUGUGGUUAUUGGAAGUAACUGUACAAUUUGAUCAUUUCUCCAACAUCGGCAAACACUGCCACAAACAAAGGACACAUCAGCCGCCACACAGUUAGUCUAGUUAUUGUGGUUAGUCUGUCUGACACAGAUUUGAGAAAAUACGACGAAACACUAGGAACUAGGAAAUAGAUUGCCACUAGGGCUGUGGGGGGGGGGUCGCCUGUGUGGCUGUUCAGGGUCAAAGGAGGGAACAGGCAAGAGAGGGGAGGAGAGGGCAGCAGUCUGUCCACAGGGAAUGGACGAUUCUGUACCCAAAGAUGAAUGGAGUGAGGGAGGGAGGAUGGUGGUCUGCGUAGAUGCUGCGUGUUCAUUUGCACCACCACCCUUUCAGUUCCUCCGUCUCUUUCUCCUUCCCCCACCUCUGUCUCUCCAUCAGCCCCUGGGGUCUGUGUGGCUGAUAAAAGAGGAGGAGGCAGGGAAUAGACACGGUGCUGUCUGUCUGGACUGUCUGCCGCGUCAGGCCAGGAAAGCAGGUCAAAGGGUCUCGGUGUGGAGCUCCCCAGAUCCCACAGCUCCCCCCACCACCACCUUUGUCUCCUCAGGUCCCCUUCCACUACAACCCCCCAGCAGGAAGCCUUUUUGUGGGGAUGAAACAGUGGGGGCCGGCUGGGCUGGGCUGAGGAUAAGGAUCAGGCUGGCCCGCGUAGAGUGGCAGAUGGCUGCUUGAGCUCUUGUGAGACGACACACUCCUGCCACACUCCCCCAGCUCCUGCCUCAUGAGUCUGGCUCACUGAUACCAGCAGAGGCAGCAGAAGUUUAAGGGGGGGAGAAAUUAUCAGACACCACUCUCUGAUAUUUGUUUUCUUUUGUUUUUGUCCAACAGGGGAAUGUCUCUCCUCCUCCAUUAAGAUGUGCAUGUCCAUGCUUUGUUAACCACAUCAUUGAUAUAUUAUUGCUAUAUUUUUUAAUCUUGCAUUGUUUUUAUUGUCUUUUCAUUUUGAAGUCUUGUUUUUAUGAUAAAAGAAUAUAUAUAUGAGUUAUAGCAGUAGGCCUUAUUGCACAGGUUUGAUUUGUUUUGCACUGUUUGGAGGCAAUUUGCUUUAAAAAAAAAUCAACAUAAGCAAAAGUUUCUAUUUGAAUCAGUGCUUAUGGUAUUAUAUAAGGACAAAUCUCAGUGAGAGGAGAUGGCUUAGCAUAGCGAGGGAUUGUAGGAUGUUUUAAUGGACUAGUGGCCUUGUCAAUUAUCCAUUUUUAUAGGAGCUCUCUUGAUUUGUGGCAGCAGGGAGCAUGCUGAGGACUUAACGGUUGGACUUACUUUGUUCUGUCGCUCAAGAC